Hyalella azteca is the source of this 2091-nucleotide messenger RNA. RefSeq names its product zinc finger CCCH domain-containing protein 18. NCBI's taxonomy places the organism in Eukaryota, Metazoa, Arthropoda, Malacostraca, Amphipoda, Hyalellidae. The coding region runs from base 1 to 2091 and encodes 696 amino acids. Gene Ontology annotation, molecular function: protein serine/threonine phosphatase inhibitor activity. The transcript is spliced from 6 exons. The record is from RefSeq and is a predicted model, not a curated record.
AUGGGCCCAGUCAUGGAAGAAAGCUGUGGAGACCGCGGCGAGCUGGUGCGUGGAGACCGCGGCGAGCAUGUGCGUGGAGACCGAGCCAAGCGGGCGCGUGGAGACCGCGGCGAGCGGGUGCGUGGAGACCGCGGCGAGCGGGUGCGUGGAGACAGCGGCGAGCGGGCGCGAGGCUCAAGUGAAUGGUCGCACGAAAUGAGUGGCAGUAACUACAGCAAUGAUGGUACUUCAUCUGAUGCUGGAUUAUCAAAUAGUGUUGAUAAUAACACUCACUGCGCUGGUGAAGAUGAGGGUUGUGGUGGCAAGUUGAAGAGGUCCUGCAGUGCCCCAAUGAUCAAUCAGCUAUUACCUGGUGCUAAAAUAUCAGCACCUCAAUGUAAUGCUGCUACUGUGACCAGCCGACCAGAGACUUCUUCAGACUCCAGUGCUUCAGCCCAGUCAAGAGCUCGUCGUUUCAGCGCAUCUUUUGGCCCCGUUUCACCACAUUCACCCCUGGGAGGCAGCAGCACUGCGAGCGUGCCUGCUAGCAACAGUGGACGGUCGUGUAGCCGCAUGAGAGUGUGCCAGCUGAGAGAGGAGGAGGGCAUGGACGUGGUCAACAGGGAGGUGGCGCACGAGAGGGAGGUCCAGUCAAGUCUUCAGAUGGCCCGCACGCUAUCACAGUCCUGUGAAGAUCUUGUCAUCGAUGACGAUCCCCGUAAACGAGAGUCCCGCAUCCGUACUCUGGACUACUCAGACCCCUUGCACCUGAACAUUGGAUUCGCUGCGGCGUCCUUAUCAUCUGCCACGUCCCCUUGCCCUGGAGGCUCCGCGUCUCCCACACGCCCUGGGCGCCAGUGCUUCUCACCGUCCCUGCAGCAGUGCGUGCGCAACUCGCCCUUCACUCCGUCGCCCUCGAAGCGCCCACAACCCUUCAUGGCGCGACGGAGUUUGUCACCUAUAACACCGCGUUCGUCACCCCUGCGGACGGUGAAGAGGAAAUGCGAGAGCGGCGGCGAGGAGUUCGCUACGCCCAGCAAGAGGCUGUCUGUUGGAAGCGGCGGGGAAGGCGGGGGACUUCUCAUGACACAGCCCCACCGAUCUGAAGGCGGUGGUCUACGUCUCGGAUCUGCGUUUGGUCCUUCGUCAGCUACAGUUCCUCCAAAUUUCUCCGGUUCUUUUUCAUCUUUCAAGCAGUUCCUUCCGGCAAGCUCGCCAGGGAGCUCCUUGAAUGCGUUUUCUCCACAAAGCGAUGCCAGUACAUCCAAUAUCGAAACUACUUGUCACUUUAGCGGACAUUAUAGGAAUGAAAAUACUGAUCUUAAAAGUAAUUCUGAAAAUAAUGUACCUUUUAGUCCAUUCCAUGUUGGGGUAUCUGAGUCACAACAAUCGUUUCCUAAUUUCGGCAGCUCUGCAAAACCUCCAUCUCACGUUUCAACUAUGUUUGCAGGCAAUAAUUUGGUUAAGAAUCCAUUCAGUGUAACAUCAUCCUCCCAUUCCAGCAACAAUCAAUUUAUAGGACAGAGUGCGAAUGGCGGACGGCCUCUGAGUAAUCCAUUCCUCCAUGCUGGCAACAGCCCGCGACGCAACGGCGGUUUUCAGUGCAUCCCCUCUGACCAGAACCGCUGUUCAGAUAACAGCAAUCCGUUCAUGAGAACAAGUUCGGCUCCACGGAUAUCAAAUAUACCAUCGACGGGCAGCGCUCCAGCCAGUGCUGGCUCCUCGCCAGGCUCUCAACACCCACAUCUGUUUCGACCCGUGAGUCCUGCUGCUGUCAAUGCUGCGGCAGUUGGUACUGUGACGGACGCUCCUGUAGCAGCGGCUCCCAUACGUCCCAUAUCAGUGGACGAGAUGAUGACCGAGGAUAAUAAUCUAGCGCUACCUACGCAACAAGUACCAAUGGAUCACCAAGUUCAAUCUAACGAACAGAACCAGACUCCCCACCACCUAGCGUUACUACGGAGCAACUGCCCUGGAUCUUCUGACGUCAAUGUUGUCCAAGCCAGUGAAUCGGAAAGUCACAGUCGGAUUAGUUUAGACUCGAACAAAUCAUUUCAGGAAAUGGAUUUGUCUGAAGAUGUAGUUCAGACUUCUACUGGGAUGCUUCAUUAG